AACGUAUUAUCAUGUCUCAUGAUUGGAUCUUGUCAGGCUUGACUUGUGGAGAUGUAUCCAUUGCUGAACGAACUUGAAUACGAUGGUAUACUCCUGAAGCUAAACAGGGCACAUCUCGUAUGUGGAGAUGCUUGCAGGUCAUACUUUGGUUACGGCUUCUCGAAGACGUCUGUUCCUUGGAAUAUGCAACUCUGAUCAGAUGGUUGAGCAAGAAGAUCCAUGGCUUUGGCUAUGGUCAAGGCAGCCUUGUCUAAACCUAUCCUUUGUAGCAUGCAUUCACACUUGGUAUUCGUACACUUUGAAACUGCAGGCAAUCGUCGAUCCUGCAGUUCCAGCCACCACUUCCUCUGGAGGGUCACAAGCGAAACUUUGUUAAGCCAUGUCCCGUCUUCCCUCGACAAGCUGUUAAUGCAGCCCGUAUUGCGUCAGCCACCAUGAAAGAGCUGUAAAAGUACA
This is a messenger RNA of Alternaria alternata, 456 nucleotides long. RefSeq lists its product as hypothetical. The coding region runs from base 128 to 376 and encodes 82 amino acids. The record is from RefSeq and is a predicted model, not a curated record. The transcript has a single exon. Lineage: Eukaryota; Fungi; Ascomycota; Dothideomycetes; Pleosporales; Pleosporaceae.